Pezoporus occidentalis (night parrot) is the source of this 2337-nucleotide messenger RNA. It is a transcript of the gene TMEM121B, whose product is annotated as transmembrane protein 121B. NCBI's taxonomy places the organism in Eukaryota, Metazoa, Chordata, Aves, Psittaciformes, Psittacidae. The record is from RefSeq and is a predicted model, not a curated record. The transcript has a single exon.
GUGGAAGGUGUCCUUUCCCAUGGUAGGUGGAAGUAUUCAGAUGAUCUUUAAGGCCCCCACCAACCCUAACCAUUCUGUGGCAAGCUGGGCAGAGUCCUCAGUGUGUGUCUUGGCUCGACUCAGGAAACCGAUGGGGUAAAAGCCACUUCCUUUGAUGUACAAUUAGUUACCACAAGUACGGGCAGCUGAAUGCCCAGCACCACAGAUGAGGAGCCACAACGGAGGGCUCUGUGCCAGGCCACUGGCCAUUGUCUUGGUCAGCCUGGAGACAUCGGGGGAGCCUGAAGUACUUCUGAUGUGCUGCAGCGGGUGCUGGGGGGCUGUGGCAUGUCCAUGGGUGCAUCGCCCAAGCCUGGUUGGCUUCAUUCACGGGGGCUUGGGGGUCAGGACGCAGCCGGGCCUUGCUUUGCCCCCAGAGCUGGCUCUGUCGCAGCCCCGGGGAUAGGACGGGGGGCGCCUCUCCCCCUCGCUCCCCCCAGCCCACCCACCGCCGCCAGCGGACAUUCCCGCCCCGGCCCCGGCAGCUGCCGCGGAUCCGGCUCAGCGCCGCCCCCGGCCCCCCCGCAGCGCCUGCCGGCUCCCGCCGCUCGGGGUCUCCGCACCGCUGCCGCUGCCGGUGCGGCGGCGCGGGGGGCGGGCUGGGGGCGGGCCGGGGGCCGCGGCGCGGCCGUCGGGCCCGGCGCGCCGGCUCGGGGGCCGGGGAGGACCAUGCACCGCGCUGCCUCCAACCAGCGCUCGGUCUCCUCCUCCUCGGGCUCCUUCCAGCCGCCGCCGCCGCCGCCGCCGCCGCCGCUGCCGCACGCCGCCGACCGGCAGCCCCUCUUCCCGGGGGGCUCCAACAGCGGCGGCAGCCGGCGGGGCUCGGGGUCGAGCUCGGGCUCGGCGCGGGCCCGCCGCACCCGCAGCCCCCGCAGCAGCACCGAGGAGGAGGAGGAGGAGGAGGAAGAAGAAGAAGAGGAGGACAGCAUCAGCAUCAGCAAGCCUCUGGUGCCGCCGCCCGCCGCCCCGCCGCCAGCCGCCGCCUCGCCGCUCCCUAGCAGCGGCAGCAGCAGCAGCAGCAGCAGCGGCGGGAGCCCGGGCCGCAGCAUGACGGCGGCGGAGCUGUACGGGGCGGCGGCGGGCGGCGGGACGGUGGGCGGCGGGGCGGCGGCGGCGGCGCUGCUAGGGCCCGGCGGGGCGGCGGGCGGGAGGCGCUGGGGCUUCCAGGCGCUGUCCCUGGUGCUGCUGCUGGGGCAGGGCGCGCUGCUGGACCUGUACCUGAUCGCAGUCACCGACCUGUACUGGUGCAGCUGGAUCGCCACCGACCUGGUGCUGGCGGCCGGCUGGGGCAUCUUCUUCUGCCGCAACAGCCGGGCGCGCCGCCGAGAGCGGCCCCCGCCGCCCCCCGGGCCGCCUCCGCCGCACCCGCUGCUGCUGCACGGCCCCCCCGGCGGGCGCGGGGCCGGGGGCCGGGGGGGCGGGGUUCCCCCCCGCGGCGGCGACUUUGCCUACGCUCACCUCGCCUGGCUCAUCUACUCCAUCGCCUUCACGCCCAAGGCGGCGCUGAUCCUGGGCACCUCCAUCCUGGAGCUGAUCGAGCUGCGCCUGCCGCUGGGCACCACCGGCUUCCGCAUCACGCUGGCGCUCUCCGCCCCGCUGCUGUACUGCCUGCUGCGGGCCAUCGGCACCGAGGGCGCCGGGCAGCUGCUCCUGCCGCCGCAGCCGCCGCCGCAGCACCGCGCCGCCGCCGCUUUCCUCGCCACCUGCCUCGACCUCCUCGACAGCUUCUCCCUGCUGGAGCUGGUGCUGCAGCCCGGGCGGCCGGCGCCGCUGCCCGCCCCGCUGCGCUACCUCCUCAUCGCAGUCUACUUCCUCUGCCUGGCCUCGCCGGUGCUGUGGCUGUACGAGCUCAGCGCCGCCCGCCCCCCCGGCGCCGCUCGCCUCGCCCUCCACCUCCUGCUGCCCGCCGGGCUGCUGGACGCCCCGCUCCUGGCGCUGCGCUGCCUCCUGCUCCUGCGCUACCAGCAGCCGCUCUCCCUUUUCAUGUUGAAGAACCUCUUCUUCCUGGCCUGCCGCGGCCUGGAGGCGCUGGAGACCUGCUGCCUCCUCCGCCCCGCCGCCGCCCCGCCGCCCGUCAAGUACGGCCCCGGCGCUGCCGCUCCCGCCGCCGCCGCCCCGCUGGCCCACGGGCUCUCGGACGCCGACGUGGGGCCCCACGGGUACGUGAACGCCUUGGCGGUCACCGCGCAGGGCUGAGCCUCCCCCGGGCCGCCGCCCCCCGAGGGGCUCCCCGCAGCGUCGCUGCGGUCCUGCUCAGGUUCCCGCCGCCGCGGCCGAGCGGGAGAAGGGCUCUCGCUC